AUGAGACGUCUUCUUCGCGUUUUCUUCAUCUUCGUCGCUAUUGUCAAUUUGGGCAUCUUCCUUGUCGGUGAGUCCGAAUCCUUGUGUUCGUCUAUAAAGUAUGCGGAACUUUUGAAGGUCUCGGAGUCGGGAUUAUGCAGAACGACCUGCUACUUCUGUCCGGAAUCCUGACAAUACUCGGAUUUCUGGGAAUGGUUCUCUCGGCGAUCGCCUGGUUUAUUCAGUCGUCGGUGAGAGACGGGGGAAUUAACGCACUUAGAAUGGAGGAAAUUUGAGACUAGAGCUAUGUUUAAUUGAUGACCGGUAGGGCAGAAAAUCUUUUUUCUCUGUGUCCGUACGUGUUUGUGCAUGCUCGAUUUCGCAAGCAAGUAGACAUCAGGUUCAACACUGUUCUUCGGUCUCUUUCAGCGGAAUUCAGCGGGGAAAAGUUUGUUUGUCUCACACUUUUAAACUAUUAACGCGAGUGAAAAGGACUCAUAAUUAAUUGGUUGGCCAUCCGAUGCUCUUCUUUUUUCUCAAUACGCUUCAGAUAGAAAUAGCCUAGGCAAGCUAUUAUUUCAGUGAAAAAACAACGCAUUUAUAUAGUUUGAUGUGAUGUGAUGAGAGACUGGACCGCUAGAUUGUAGUUGUGGGGAUGAUCAGAAGAGAGGAAAAAUGUCAAAUUGUGCACAUUUUGCACACAUUGACGCAUUGACAUGAGAUAUAAUGUAUUCGGAAUAACAUCGAACACAUUUUGUAAUAGAGAAUAGAAAAAGAACGUACGUUUUCUGUCUAGAAACUGCAAAAGUUCCUGAAACAACGAGAGCAAAUGCCGGAGGAAAUGAUCACAAGGGAUACAACGGAGGCGGUGAUGAAGAAUAUUCGAGGAAUUCCGUUUUUGAUUCAGGUACAGGAACCCGAAAUGAUACGGUACUCAAAGCGAAAGAAAUUCAGGCCAUACAAUACUCGAUGGAGACCACAUACUACCGUGACAUCAUGAAUGACAUGGGGGAUGGAAUAGUUCGAACGUCCGUGAUCCACACGGCCCCUGCCUGCCAGUCUGUCUUGGAUUCGGAUAGCGAGCAGGACACUUCACGACCAACCCCAACUCCAAGGUAUAUUAAGUUAUUUUUGAAACACCAGGGAAUUUUAAACCUUCCAGACCUUCCCGGAACUCGGCCGAAGAGCAGUGGCUGGCUCACGGCGAGAAAUGGCGUAAUGAGCAACUGCGUCUGUCGAUGGAACGCGAAAACCCGCACUUCCUGGUGUUCCCGUACAGCGAGGCUUCUCCGCAUCGCGAUUCCAUGAACAACAUGGAUGCCCUGGUUCAUGAGUUCUCCCGAUUCGACAGUAUCAAACGUCCGCAUUGGCAAGCUAUUCGGAACUGUUGCACAAAGAUCACAUUCUGCUUGUUUACAGCUUCACCAAACAACAAAAAAUGGCACAUAAUCACUUCCAAGUUCGCUGCAUCGGAAUGUCUGCGGAAUUCAUUGAAAGGUGGGAAUUCUGAUCAUUUUUUAUCGUGUCGUGAGAAAUUUGAAUUUCUAAUUGUUAUGUUUCAACGUGUUCGAGUUCAGAUUCAACAACUCGUUCGGCGCCAACACCAACUACAGCUAA
Caenorhabditis sp. 36 PRJEB53466 is the source of this 1596-nucleotide messenger RNA. Lineage: Eukaryota; Metazoa; Nematoda; Chromadorea; Rhabditida; Rhabditidae. The record is from the annotation of a GenBank genome assembly.